ACAAAGUUACCCUUAUAUACAGUGAUAGAUCCCUAUUAAUUUUCUGACGCAGAGUGUUUCUUGUCUAUACAUGGUCAUAAUUGAUGAGAUUAGGGACAGAGAGUUAUUACACCAUUUAUCACACACCUGUCUUAAGACACUAUUAACCAGGAAUAUUGAUAUUUUCUUAUUAUUUAGUCAUAAGGAUAUAAUAUUAACUCUUUGCCAUGCCGCGACCACCUGCGAAACGAAAUCGCUUGUCGCCUAAAGCGACAAACAAAGACAAUAAACCAGCUAUCAAUGAAGCAAACGCCCAAAAUAUAAAGGAGAAAGAUGUCAGCGAAGCUGGCGUGACAGCGGAAACCCCGGACCUAACAGGAAGCCAGACUCCGCUUAGCAAAGUCUUCCGGCAAGGAGUUGAACCAUCGUCAUCGAAACAACAUAUAGAAGCAAGCAGUCGGCCUCCUUCAAGACCUCGAGGGUAUUCGGCAACCCUUUCGCUGGCGGCGCGGAAGGGUGAUGGUAACUCUAGAGUCCCUGGUACUCCAGGGUUUGACAGUUCGAUAUUGAGCAAUUUUAGGAGAAGACCGCGACAGCACAGCAUCCUCCAGAUGAUGCAAGCAGAGGAUGGGUCAUCUGAAUUGGACGACGACGACGAUUUUCUUGGAAGUCUUACCCCCGAGGCUGAAUCAACACCCUUGAAUCAGCCAUGGAUCAAAGAAACACUUGUGAAUCCCUCUGCAGUGUCUCCCAAAUCACCUUCUAAUAGCAUACGACGGGGGGACGACACUCCGGAAGGCUUCCAAGAACCGCAGUCGCCCUCUGUUAUAGCGAGCGGCCUACGGGAUCGCUCGAUCACCCCAAGAAUUUUAGGCAAUGGAUUGAAUGCUCCAAUGGCCUCUCCAGAAUUAGCUGAAUACACAGACUCGCCAAGCCAGACAAUGGCACCGCCACUGAGCAGCAGCGUGGUUUCUAGCCCCCAGAAAACUGUUGAGGCAGUGAAUCAUGAGGAAUCGCCAUCUAAGGGUGACCGGGGAGGGAGAAAACCAAGGAACAAAAAGAAUCCCACUUCGACUCAAACUUCUCACCAUUUGUCCACCGCGUCUCUCCAAGAGAAGUUCCUCCCUCGACGGCACCAUUCACGGCGGAGACGUAGGGGUGAAAACGAUGGCAUCUCCGGCGAAUCUAGUGAUGACCUUUCGGACAGCACUGAAGUUGAUGGUGAUGACGAGUUGAGCUAUAUGCCUUCCAAACCACAUCGCUCACGCGUGGACCGGCAGAAUAAGACUAGAGCUUAUGCUCGGCCUAAGCUCAAGAAAACUGACAAAGAAAACCGAAAGAUAGGGGGAAAAGGGGUUGAAAAUCGAGAACAGACGGUGUUGAGGACCAAGAUCACCUAUGCCUCCCGCGAUGCAGUUGAGACUGGUCCCGAUAAAGAGAACCAAGAAGUCGAUGACUCGUCUCCAUUGUCAUCAUUGUCAUCAACUCCUGAUCCAGAUGCAAUCGAACCCAUCAUGCGCCCUUCGCCAACGGAUGUAUAUCCCAAGACUUUCAUAAGCAAGGAACUAGAAAUACAGGCCAAAAAGUUUAUGGAAGUUGACGAGUGGGAAAUGGACUUUGAGGAUGUUGCUUCUGUUGAAGGUCAGGACGCCUCAGCCAGAUGAUGUGUUGAUGAUACCAAUGUUUUACUAGAAUUUUACUUAUGCUUUGCAUGAUAAUUGAGGAUUAUGAACCUUAUCCCCCUUCAAAGCAUAUUAUUACUUGGAAAUAGAUCUCGCCUUCUAGAAGC
Molecule: messenger RNA, 1768 nt
Organism: Penicilliopsis zonata CBS 506.65
Lineage: Eukaryota; Fungi; Ascomycota; Eurotiomycetes; Eurotiales; Aspergillaceae
Exons: 2
Coding region: 207-1643 (478 amino acids)
Source: RefSeq, a predicted model, not a curated record